Messenger RNA from Ipomoea nil (Japanese morning glory), 1747 nucleotides. RefSeq names its product myosin-3-like. Gene Ontology annotation, molecular function: microfilament motor activity; GTPase activator activity; protein binding. The record is from RefSeq and is a predicted model, not a curated record. The coding region runs from base 326 to 1561 and encodes 411 amino acids. Gene Ontology annotation, biological process: intracellular signal transduction. The transcript is spliced from 6 exons. Lineage: Eukaryota; Viridiplantae; Streptophyta; Magnoliopsida; Solanales; Convolvulaceae.
AAAGUGGAAGUUUUGAACUUUUUUUAUGACACUUCACACAUGCAGUCUGAUCAUUCCUCCACUGAACUCUCACAACGCCAGGAUUUUUGCUGCUCCCACAAGUAACGCCAAAUUCAAGACUUGCCCACCCUCCUAAAUCCCUCCCAGAUUUAGAUUUUAUCCCAGAUUCUAUUGGCAGAUUAUCAGAUUAUCAGAUUAUGUUUCCCCCAUUAAUUUAUUGCCGGGUUGGAUAAAAAGUCUCGCUUUUGCGCCGGUUGUCAACCCAAAACGCUCCUCUAGAGAGAGAGAGAGAGAGAAAGGUUUGGUCUUGAGGGAGUUUUCUGGAAUGGGGACGACGAGAACGUGUGAAAUGAGGACUCUUAGCUCGCUGGAGCUUAUGCUGCUGAAGCUCCAGCAGGCGGAGGAGCCGCCGGAGGAUUCCUUGCCGGCAUUACCGGCUCGGCCGGUGAUGAGGGCGCGGCGGGCCAGGAUGAAACUACCGCUCACCUUCCACAACAGUGAUUUGGUUCGAGAAAAUGAGGCAGUUAAAGGGAGUUGUUCAACAAGUACACAGAAAGAGGCUUUUCUUGAUUCUGUUCAUCACCAGGAAUCUUCAGAGACUGAUUCACCCCAUGAUUUCAAUAAGGCUGCAGAAGAUGAGGAGAGAGGAGUUUUGCAGAAGAAGGGGGUAGUGAUAAUUCAGAGGUGUUUCAGAGGCCACCAAGCCUGCAGAUACUAUCAUGAGCUUAAGAUGGGAGCAAUUUCACUUCAAUCAUUUGUGAGGGGUGAAAAUGCAAGAAAUGGGUAUCAGUGUCUUGUAAAAAGACUGAGAGCCAUUGUCAUUAUUCAGAAACACACAAGGGAACAUAGAAAGCGAACCGAACAGCUUACAGGGAUCAUAUACUUGCAGGCUGGCAUUCGAGGUUGCUUGGCUCGAAGGGAAUUCGAUAAGCAAAUAGCAAGCCAAGAUACAGACAACCUUGGCAACAAGAAUGAACUCACCAAGGUUCCACAGAUAGUUUUACUUGAUCUGCGAAGAAAAGUUCUGAUUACUGAGGCAGCUCUGGAGAGGAAGAAAGACGAAAAUGCUUCUCUGAAGAAACGCAUUGCAGAAUUUGAAACGAAAUGGAAGCAAUAUGAAGCGAGGAUGCAAUCCAUGGAGAAGAUGUGGCAAGAUCAGCUGACAUCUAUACAAACAAGUUUAGCUGCAGUGAGGAAAAGACAGGCUGCUGCUGGGAAUGGAUCUCCAAGAUUACCCGAAACCUCUUCUGGGAGGCUCGCGUUUAAACCUUCUUGUAUGCUCAAGGAUGCUGGACAUCAAGUAAAUGGCGGGUUGGAUUCUCCCUGUCAUAAUGCCCAGUUUAGAACCACUUUGGACAAUCAUCCCGAGAGCAGUUCUUGGAUUCAAUCAGGACAAGAGGUUUCGAGUUUCAGCGCCAAAGAGGAUUUGGCAAAGCUGAAGCAGAGGUUCAAAUCUUGGAAGAAAGAUUACAAGACUAGAUUGAAGGAGGCAAAAUCAACAAUGAAGAAGCUGGGACAGCCUGAUAGGGUUGUGGGUUCAAAGAUAUGGUGUGGGAGAUGAAGAUCAGAAGAUGACAAGAUGUAGUUGAUCUUGGCAACUCUCAUACAUGAUUCAUAUAGUUUCUGUGUUGGUCCAAGCCUCCAAGGUCAAAUCUUCACAAAUUUUUUCUUAUAAGAUCAAUCAGAAAAAAGGAAAUGUACAGAACAGGCAUAAAUAGGAAGCAAAAUCAUGUCACUUAAUCAUGAA